AACUUGUGAUCUCUUUUAUCUCUUUAUCAUUUGCUCAUGGUCUGAGUAUUUCACUAGAUCUCUUCCAUUUCUCUUAUCUCCCUCUCUUUCUCUCUCUUUUUUUUUUUAUUUGGUUGAUUUUCUGUUUGUUUCUCGAGAAAUUUUCUGGAGUUCUAAAUUCCAUGCCUCUGAUGCGUGGAUUUUGAGGUCUGCUUUUCUGGGUUCUUCAUCAACUGUACCAAAUUUGCUGCUUUACCUACUUUGUUAUCUGGGUAAAUAGAAGCGUGCAUAGUGUUUUCUCUUUCAACGCAGGUUUGGAGGGUUGGAAAUCAUUGAACAAAGGUCUGUGCUGGGACUGGGCACAGUACUGUUUCUGAUGAGUUCUAUAUGCUUGUAAUGGUCAGUGGCUACUGUGCCACUUAGGUGGAAAAUAAUAUAUGCCGGCAGUUUCCAAGACACAUUAGUCUGAAGGACGUUAUCAACAUAUUAUAGUAAAUGUCUUUCCGCAGUAUAGUUCGUGACGUGAGAGAUAGUUUUGGGAGCUUAUCGAGGCGUAGUUUUGAGGUGAGGUUGCCUGGUCAUCAUAGGGGUAAAUCUCAUGGGUCAGUGCAUGAAUUGCAUGAGCAGCCUGUAGUUACUCAGAAUAGCCGUUGGGCUGGUCUCCCACCUGAGUUAUUGCGUGAUGUGAUUAAGAGAUUGGAAGCAAGUGAAAGCAUGUGGCCUGCACGCAGACAUGUUGUUGCAUGCGCCGCUGUGUGCAGGUCGUGGAGAGAAAUGUGCAAAGAAAUUGUCCAAAGUCCUGAGUUCUCUGGAAAAAUAACCUUUCCGGUUUCACUGAAACAGCCAGGAUACAGGGAUGGAACUAUCCAGUGCUUCAUUAAGAGGGAUAAAUCUAAUUUAACUUAUCAUCUCUUUCUCUGCCUUAGCCCGGCUCUACUCGCGGAAAAUGGUAAGUUUCAUCUUUCUGCGAAGAGGACCCGGACUACAUGCACUGAGAUGUUAUCUCGUGGAUGCUCAGAUAUAACGAGAUCGAGCCUGAAUGUGCUGGGUACCAGAGGCCCUCGCAGGAUGCACUGUACCAUGCACUCAAUCCCUGCCUCAGCCCUAGAACCAGGUGGCAGUGUCCCUGCCCAGCCCGAGCUUCUCCCUCGUUCUCUUGAGGAUUCCUUCCGCAGCAUCUCUUUCUCAAAAUCAAUUGAAAACUCUAGUGAGUUUAGCAGCGCUAGGUUCUCUGACAUUGUUGGAACUCGAGAUGAGGAAGAGGAGGGGAAGGAGAGACCGUUGGUACUUAGAAAUAAAGCACCAAGAUGGCAUGAACAGUUACAGUGCUGGUGCCUCAACUUUCGUGGCAGAGUAACCGUUGCUUCUGUCAAGAAUUUUCAGCUGAUUGCUGCAACGCAACCUGCUGCUGGUGCACCAACACCUUCACAGCCUGCCCAAUCAGAGCACGACAAGAUAAUUCUGCAGUUUGGGAAGGUGGGUAAGGAUAUGUUCACAAUGGAUUACCGGUAUCCCCUCUCCGCCUUCCAAGCUUUUGCAAUCUGCUUGAGCAGCUUCGACACCAAAUUGGCUUGUGAAUAGAAGAAAAAAGGAAAAAAGAAGAGACUUUGUGGUAAGAAAUAGAAGUUGUAGCUGGUAAUUUUUUCUCGUCUUAGAGUUUGGUAGGAAGGGUUUGUUGUAUGAUGCAGAUCAAAUGUUUAACUCUUGGAACAUUUGUGAACAUUAGGGGAGGAAUGUUUUCAUUUCUUCCAUCAGUUUAUUUUAUUUCACCUCUUAUUUUUUGUUUAUCAUCUGGGUUAGUAUGAUAUGUUCUUUGUUGUUUAAAGUCUGAACCUUGAUGUUCUUUUAUGUGACAAAUAUGUUAGAGAAGAA
Molecule: messenger RNA, 1851 nt
Organism: Carica papaya (papaya)
Lineage: Eukaryota; Viridiplantae; Streptophyta; Magnoliopsida; Brassicales; Caricaceae
Source: RefSeq, a predicted model, not a curated record